AAUAUGCUACAUAAUUUGUAUUAGUGACUAGUUCUAUUCGCGUACUGCCAAUAUAUAGUCACGAUCUUUGUCUUAAUAACAUGGUAUAUAACAGUUCCGCAAUGAAAUAUUAUUUAGUAUUCCUUUGUGCGUGGUCGUCAUUGCUGUCUAUGUCCACUGAACAAAUACUUAACAUUGAAGAGCCAGCCAGUUAUGCCCCGCAAACAGUGCCACUAAGUAAUGCAAAAGUUGCAAGAAAUAUUCUGGGAUACGAUAAUUUUCGUAGAUUGCCAAUAAAUCUGAAGAAUAGACAGAUGCGUUACCCUUGGCUAUAACAAUGCACACUCGGUAUUUUGCAUAAUUAGGAAUUACUUUAUUGUUGGUAGUGUUUAAGAUUUAAUCAAAAAUGAGCCUCAAAUCCGAAAAAGACAAAACGAAGCAGUUAAACGAAAAAUGCCAGUCUGUGUUAAAUGCGUUAUUAAGGGACGAAGAUAAUAAAUAUUGUGUCGACUGCGAUUCCAAAGGACCAAGAUGGGCUUCAUGGAACAUAGGCGUUUUUCUCUGCAUUCGUUGUGCUGGUAUUCACAGAAAUCUUGGGGUGCAUAUUUCAAAGGUAAAGUCAGUCAAUUUAGAUGCCUGGACACCUGAGCAAGUUGUUUCUUUGCAACAAAUGGGAAAUUCCCGAGCCAGAGCAGUUUAUGAAGCAAAUUUGCCAGAUAAUUUUAGAAGACCUCAGAGUGAUUUAAAUCUUGAGUCGUUCAUUCGUGCCAAAUAUGAGCACAAAAAGUACAUAGCCCGGGAGUGGGUGCAGCCACCAUUGCCUAAAGUAAAUUGGGAGAAAGAAAUCGAAGAGGAAAUGGAGAAACAAAAAAGAAAAAAGAAAACUAUGUUAGAGAAGAAACCACUGGCUAAUGUUGAGGUGCCUCAAUUGCCAAAACCUACAAAUCCCAGUCCCAAACCUGCAAGGUCUAUUAGUAGUACCCCUGAAGUGAAAGAGAAGAAAAAUAAUAACGACCUGCUAGGAAUACAGAAUGGUGAAGAUUCUUUUAGUGGAUUUAUUUCAGCUAGUACCACAAACAAUCUUACUGAAGAUCCCAAAAAGGAUGAUGGUGUUGGCAGUAAAAGUGAGGAGGAAAGUUUUUUCAAUCAACCUAUGCCCGCUGAAAAGGAAAAAGUUAAAUUAGACAAGGAUAGUAUUUUGGCCCUAUAUGGAAGUGCUCCAACAAUCCAGCAAUCAAGUUUUGCUCAGUUCUCCAAUAUGGUCCCGCAAAUACCUUAUGCUCAAACUGCUCCUAGCAGCUUUUCAGUUCCACAGAAUUUCCAAGGAUAUUCUGUAUUCCCUCAGGGACAGCAGCCUCUGGCAUUUGCUGGGCAAAAUGGUGUGCCAUCCAAUCAAAGUCAAUUUGGCACAAACCAAUGGGUCACGGGCACCCAGCAAUGGAAUAAACCAGCUGCCCAAUUUCCGGCACCAAAUCAGGUGCAAAUGUUACCCAAUCAGUUUCCGGUUAACCAUUUGCAAAAUGGUCAGUCAUCAACCCAGUUUCCUACUGCUUUUCCAGUUACUAAUACACAAGUUUCAAUGGCACAAAACCAGUUUGCCCAGCCACAAUUUCCACAGGCAAGCGGUAACUCUGCUUCAUUUGGUCAAAUUUCAAACUCCUUUGGUAGCCAAACUUCAGGUUUGCCACAACAGUUCAGUAAUUUAUCCUUAAAUAAUACGGCAACAGCCAAUAUGGCUCCUACCUUAGCAACAAAUAUAUGGCAGUAGCAAUGUUGUAUCAAAUGUUUUAUGUAAUUUUUGUAUUUUAUUUGGUGGUGCACAAGAAAGACAUCUCUUUACAAAGUUUCAAGCUGUAGGAAUAUCUUUCUGUAUAGAAUAUGAUGACAAAUAAACUUUAGAUAUGGGAACAUAACCUUGCAUACCAUUUUCGAUAUUGACAUUAAAAUGAUUGAACAACAGGUGAAUUGCUAUUUGAUCACCAAUUAGAAGAACAACUAGUUUGUGUUCAUAUACCUAUAAAGGCGACAUAAAAACUAGAUAAGGUGCUAGUUUAUUGCACUCAUUUUUCACUUGUACUAUAAAUUCGAUCUGAUCAUUUUGACAAAAAAUCUUUCCAUGCUUCUCACUUUAUUAUCUGUGUCUAUUUUCCCAUAGUUGUAAAUGUGAGAGGAGUUCUCUUGUGCAUUGUCAGUGUAUUAGAAAUAUUAUAUUAUAAAUUGAGAUUAAUAUCUUGCGGUAAAUCGAGAAACAUCUUGCCAGUGAUGUGAAAUUAUUUGAAUGAAUUAUAGUUCAGUGCGUUUUUUUUAUACAAAAAGGAAAAAAAAAAAGAAAAAGGAAAAUAAAAAGUUUUAGACUAUACACAUCAUGCCACUACAUUCAAUUUAGUUAAUGAUUUGUACAAGACUUUAAAAAAUUUGCCUUUUUCUUUUAAACUUGAGAUUUUAUAUUUUUAUUUUCCUAUUGUAAACACAAAUAAUACUUUCUAAAGUACUGAAGACUAGUACAGUUGUUGGUGAGCCAGAACUGUGAAUAAUUAGAAAAAGCAAAGUUGUACUCAGAUGGUAUAGAACAAUAGGCUGGAGUACUAAAUCUUGAUUUUUGAUGUUAUUAAUCGAUUUUUGCUGAAAAAGUACAAUACAUAUUCCAUAAAAUGUGAUUUUCAAAUGCGUUUGUUUCAUUUUAAGUUGCAAUAUUUGGUUUCUUCUGAUAUUCAUUGUUCCUUUAAAGUAGAUAUUUCAUAAAUUGUGGGCUGGAGAUGGUUCCAUUUUCUUUUUUAAAAAAGUGCAAUUGAAUGGAACAAAAAAGGUAACUAUUGCCGAAGAAACCAUUUUCCUACUAUUAAAAGGUGCAAAUGCUUAAUCCUUAAUCGUGUAACGAAUUUUUAUUAUACAUGUAUUAGUAGUGAAUCAUUUAAGAGUAUUAUUUAUUUAGG
Molecule: messenger RNA, 2912 nt
Organism: Cylas formicarius (sweet potato weevil)
Lineage: Eukaryota; Metazoa; Arthropoda; Insecta; Coleoptera; Brentidae
Product: stromal membrane-associated protein 1
Exons: 8
Coding region: 386-1747 (453 amino acids)
Molecular function (GO): GTPase activator activity; metal ion binding
Source: RefSeq, a predicted model, not a curated record